AUGGGGAUUAGAUCCCCAAACGAACACGCCUCUCCCCCCUCUAGUCUACCUAAGGUCUUUGGGAACCUGACAGCACUUGUGGUAGAACCAUUACCAGCAGCAGCAAGGAAGGGGCAGAGGAGGAACGAUGAAGCUGGUCAAAUAGACCUUCACCCUGAGCUGCUGAGGGAGAUGGAAGCACUGGAGUCAUCUCUGCUGCGGCACCACAUCAACCCACAAGCAGCCCACAUCCAGGGCUGCCGAUACCUCUGCUCUGACCCUCUGCUGCUCUCCUUCUCCGCCUCCCCGCCCUGCAAAGUCACCACCCUUGCCAAGGAUUCCCUUGCAGUGCUGAACCAGAUGAGGCACGAGGCAGAUAGGCAGCAGCAGAGGAGGGAGAUGCUGAUGGUGGUGCAGGGAGGAGGAAGGAAGAGAAGAGAUGCGCUCACUGCGAGGGUGGGAAGAGGAACGAAAGUGGAGCGGGGGUGCGACUCGUUGCUGGGAGCAGAAGAGCUCGUGGACAGACUCAAUGCACAGCACUUUGGGGGUGUGUUCCCAUCUCACUAG
Messenger RNA from Closterium sp. Yama58-4, 546 nucleotides. The record is from the annotation of a GenBank genome assembly. NCBI's taxonomy places the organism in Eukaryota, Viridiplantae, Streptophyta, Zygnematophyceae, Desmidiales, Closteriaceae.